Molecule: messenger RNA, 1809 nt
Organism: Brassica oleracea var. oleracea
Lineage: Eukaryota; Viridiplantae; Streptophyta; Magnoliopsida; Brassicales; Brassicaceae
Product: 4-substituted benzoates-glutamate ligase GH3.12-like
Exons: 5
Coding region: 23-1741 (572 amino acids)
Cellular component (GO): cytoplasm
Molecular function (GO): acid-amino acid ligase activity
Source: RefSeq, a predicted model, not a curated record
CAUGAAAAAAUAAUAGUGAAACAUGAUUAACCUCACGGAAGAAGAUGCUGGCUUAGCUGUGCUAGAGAAGUUGACGUCCAACGUGAAGCAAAUACAAGAUGCGGUACUGAAAGAGAUACUAACAUGUGAUGCCAACACGGAAUACCUUCGGAGUUUUCUCCGUGGGAGUUCAGAUAAAGAGCUUUUUAAGAAGAAUGUUCCGGUAGGAACCUAUGAAGAUUUUAAGCCAUACAUUGAGCGUGUCGUGAAUGGCGAGCCAUCAGAGAUCAUUUCGGGCAAGCCUAUUACUGGAUUCAUACUAACGUCUGGAACUUCAGGCGGAAAACAGAAGUUGAUACCUUUGAAUAACAAGUACUUGGAGAACGCUAGAUUAUUAUUUGAUCUUCGAUACCUCGUAUUAUCCAAGCAUGUCGAUGGUCACAACGAAGGAAAAGGGCUGCAUCUCAUCUUCCUUAAACCAGCUUCCAAAACUCCAUCUGGUUUGCCAGCUUCAUAUGCUACUACACAUUUCAUGAAAAGCGAUUACUAUGUGAAGAACCUACCAUCAUAUUGGGAUACUUCGAGCACAAGUCCCACUGAAAUCAAAUUUUGUCCUGACAAUAAACAAAGUCUAUACUGUCAUCUCCUUUGUGGUCUUGUCCUGAGAGAUGAAGUUACAAGAGUAAGUGCUAACUUUGCUUCUAUCUUGGUUCAAGGAAUCACUUUUCUUGAAAACUUUUGGAAAGAAAUGUGUAGUAACAUACGAUCAGGUCAGCUUAGUUAUUGGAUCACUGAUAACUGCAAGGACUCUGUUUCCAUGAUACUUGGAGGGCCUAAUCCUCAACUGGCAGAUAUAAUAGAAGACAUAUGCAACCAGAAGUCAUGGAAAGGUAUUAUUCCACAGCUUUGGCCCAAAACCAAAUAUAUCGAAUGCAUUGUUACAGGACAGAUGGCUCAACAUGUUCCAUUAUUGGAGUUUUAUGUAAAUGAUCUACCUCUCGUUUCCCCAAACUAUGCUUCUUCUGAAGCCAUGUUUGGGGUAAAUUUGAAUCCUCUAUGCAAACCACAAGAUGUCUCCUACACAUUUCUACCCAAUAUGUCAUACUUUGAGUUUAUACCGGUUGGUGAAGGAAACGACACAAUUGUUGAUCUUGUGAACGUAAAGUUAGGUCGCUACUAUGAACUUGUAGUCACUAAUUAUGCUGGUUUACAUCGUUAUAGAGUGGGUGACGUUCUACAAGUGACUGGAUUUUACAAUAGUGUACCACAAUUUAAAUUUAUUCGAAGACAAAACGUGGUCCUAAGUGUUUAUUUGGAGGCAACAACAGAAGAAGACCUUUUAAAAGGAGUGACUCAUGCAACACAAGUACUUAAAUCUUCAGAUAUAAUGUUAAGGGAUUUCACAUGCUAUCCUCAUGUCUCCGACGUUCCAGGUCACUAUGUUCUCUACUGGGAACUCAAAGGCAACAACGAGGAUGGCAUUAGUGAGCUUAACACCAAUAUGUUGGUGGAAUGUUGCUCAGUAGUAGAGGAAUCACUUGGUGCUCUUUACAAGAAAUAUCGGAGCAAGGAAGGAUCUAUUGGACCUUUAGAGAUACGGGUGGUUCAACAAGGAAGUUUUGACGCUCUCAUGGAAUAUUUCAUUUCUCAAGGUGCUUCUCUAGCUCAAUACAAAACACCUAGAUGCAUAAAAUCUUCUGAGGCCUUACAAGUUCUUGAAAACAGGGUUCUUGCUCGUUUUUUCAGUGAGAAAUUACCUUAAUGUUAGUUGGGCUCAACUUCUACAUUUUCAUAAUAAUCUCUAUCUGGCGCUAUUGUAUUAAAACUCGA